AUGUUCCAGACAUCGUUCAAUAGAUAUAAAGCCUUUUAUAUUCCUAAGACCCCAAUACAACCAGCAAAGCUCCCCAAGCGACAUGGAAGAUCAAUAACCAAUGGGUUUGAAUUUAUUCCCUGGGAUUCCUCCACCAGUUCAACCACUACCAAAGUGCCGGAGUCACCAGAGCCUGAACAUUCUAGCGGUGCUACCACAUCAACGGAACCAUCAACGGAAGAAAAAUUUAAUGAGCAAGAAGAUGAACUAGAUGAUGAUUGUCUGAACGAUACAAAGGGCAAGAAAUCCAAAAAUAAAAAAUUGUCGAAAGAGGAAAAGAAAAAACUCAAGCAGGAUAAGAAACUCGCUAGACAAGAAGCCUCAAGGGCAAAAAAGAAGCAAGAAGAGGCCGAAGUUUUAGCAAGUGGUAGCGGGGAUAAUGAUGAUGAUGACCAAAUAACUAAAUCUGGCGCCUCAAGGGCGGCGACAACUAACCAUUAUAUUGAUGGGAAUAUUCGCAGCAGUACCAAGGAAAAACUUCAUUAUUUGAAGUCAUUACAAUUGACGAUUUCUAAUACUAAGAACCCAAGAGUGCUAGAGUACCAUGACAUAACGAUUAGAAAAGAAGAUAUCUUCUGUUUGGGUCAUGAUGAGUGGUUAAAUGACAACAACUUAUCAUAUAUUUACGAAAGGUUAGAAAAAGUGCCAUUGCAUGAGUACAUACACGAGCAAAACAGUCAAUUGCUUAAUACCAAGCUUGCAAAACGUUGGAAGAACAGUAUUGUGUUGUUGAAGCCCUCACUUGCAUUCUUGUUGUUGAAGUUCCCUGAUCCGACAGCAUUACAAGGGAUCUUACCACCAUUGGAGCUUUCAAGCUUCUUAUUUGUACCUAUCAAUGAUAAUGAUGAUGUCGAGGCGGCGGAAGGUGGUAGUCAUUGGUCACUUGUAGUGGUUUCGUUGCUCGAAGGUGUGGCCUAUUUUUAUGAUACUUUGGCGGAAGACGAAGAUGAAGGAAACUAUGAAGAAUCGAUGGCAUUGGUCACUAAUUUGAAUUUUUACCUUGAAGCGGUCGGCGGAGGCCAUAAGAAAGUGGUGGGAAAAGUUGUGAAAACUCCUCUACAGAUCAAUGGGAGUGAUUGUGGAGUUCACGUUUUGCAAAUUACUGCCAUAUUAUUAGCAAGAAUUAUGGAAUGUGGAGAAGAUGGUGGAAUACCUUAUGGCUUAGAAGGAUUAGAAUUAAGUGCUUUAGAUGGUAGAAUAUGGAUAUUGCGCGAUAUGUUGGAGAAAAUCAGAGAGAAGAGGAAAAGUGGAGCAUUAUUAUAG
Molecule: messenger RNA, 1302 nt
Organism: Saccharomycopsis crataegensis
Lineage: Eukaryota; Fungi; Ascomycota; Saccharomycetes; Ascoideales; Saccharomycopsidaceae
Exons: 1
Coding region: 1-1302 (433 amino acids)
Biological process (GO): proteolysis; protein deneddylation
Molecular function (GO): deNEDDylase activity; cysteine-type peptidase activity
Source: RefSeq, a predicted model, not a curated record